AAAACCACGAACACUAAACAUUGGGAUGGAAAGUUGAAAAAUGGACUUCCUCGGAGUUACAGCCUUGCUACUGUCAGCAUGUGUGAUUUUCCUGCUCUUUAAUUUAAUACAAGGCAGGAAAGAGAACAAGAUAAGGCUGCCCCCUGGCCCCACUCCUCUACCUCUUUUGGGGAAUAUAUUACAGCUCAGUGGAAAAGAGGCAUUCAAAUCCUUUAUUAGGCUUGCCGAGCAGUAUGGUCCGGUAUAUACCGUUUACAUGGGGAUGGAGCGCGUUGUGGUGCUCUGUGGCUAUGACGUGGUGAAAUCAGCUCUUAUUGACAAUGGAGACGUAUUUAGUGGCCGGGGGCACAUGCCACUGCUAGACAAGAUGAGCUCUGGAGGUCAUGGCAUCAUUAACAGUAACGGUGAGCGCUGGAAACAGCUGCGGCGAUUCUCUCUGAUGACGAUGAGAAACUUUGGGAUGGGGAAGAGGAGCAUUGAGGAGAGGAUCCAGGAAGAAGCGUAUUUUCUUACUGAGGAAUUACGAAAGACCAAGGGUCAACCCCUGGAUCCCAUCUUCUAUUUCAGCAAAGCUGUGUCUAAUGUCAUUUGUUCAGUGGUUUUUGGAAAUCGGUUUGAAUAUGAAGACAAGAAUUUUCUUAUACUUUUAGGUCUAAUAAAUAACAUACUUAGAGGAAUCAGCUCUGUUUGGGGACAGUUGUAUAAUGUGUAUCCAAAAAUAAUGAGGGCAUUCCCAGGACCCCACCAGACCUUUUGCAAAUCAAUUGAUGGGCUUCAGGAAUUUAUUGUUGAAAGAGUCAAAAUGCACCAAGAGACCCUGGACCCAAACUCCUCCAGAGACUUUAUCGACACCUUCCUCAUGAAGAUGGAACAGGAGAAGACAAUACCCAACUCUGAGUUUCAUAUGGACGCUCUUGUUAACACCACACUAGAUAUGUUUGCAGCCGGCACAGAAACAGUCAGUACUACCCUACGGUACGGCCUGAUGAUCCUUCUCAAGCACCCAGAUGUGGAAGAUCGGGUUCACGAGGAGAUUGACCAAGUCAUUGGCAGAAUCAGAGCCCCAUGUAUCGAAGACCGUUCACGUAUGCCGUACACAGAUGCAGUCAUUCAUGAGAUCCAGAGAUACAUUGACCUCUUACCUUUGGGAGUUCCUCAUAAAGUCACACGAGACAUUGAAUUUAUGGACUAUGUUAUUCCAAAGGAUACCACUGUCUAUCCAUUGCUUAGCUCAGUCCUGCAGGACCCCAAGCAGUUUAAAUAUCCACAUGAAUUCAACCCGGGCCAUUUCCUGGAUAACGAGGGGAAAUUCUUCAAAAAUGAUGCCUUCAUGCCAUUUUCCUCAGGAAAGCGGAUUUGUCUUGGAGAGGGCUUGGCUCGAAUGGAACUCUUUUUAUUUUUUACCACCAUCCUACAGAGCUUCACCAUGAGCUCCCCUGUGGCUAUGGAAGAUAUUGACCUCACCCCAGAACUGAGUGGAUUUGGGAACUGUCCCCGCGCCUACCAACUGUCCCUCAUUGCGCGCUAAAUGUGUUUGUAAAUUACUUUUUAGCAUUUCCUUUUCAAGUUGUUUCACUAAAACAUUUAACUGAGCACGUGUAUUAUAACAACGGUAGUAGAUACAUGGAAUGGUCUCUCAUUAUUUAAAGAAGCUCGGGGAUACACCAGGUGUAAUGUAUGUAUUAGAAUACUUGUCUCACAUGACCCUUCAUAGAAAUAAACUAAUAGAUAAGAAGA
Molecule: messenger RNA, 1737 nt
Organism: Pelobates fuscus (common spadefoot toad)
Lineage: Eukaryota; Metazoa; Chordata; Amphibia; Anura; Pelobatidae
Product: cytochrome P450 2G1-like
Exons: 9
Coding region: 41-1528 (495 amino acids)
Biological process (GO): epoxygenase P450 pathway; xenobiotic metabolic process
Cellular component (GO): cytoplasm; intracellular membrane-bounded organelle
Molecular function (GO): arachidonate epoxygenase activity; heme binding; iron ion binding
Source: RefSeq, a predicted model, not a curated record